UGGCUGGGAGCCCCUGAUCCCUCUACGAACCAUAACAAGGCUUGUGACCGACGUCAAACUGGAACUGGUCGGUGGUUCUUGGCGCAUGAUCAAUACGGGAGCUGGAAGACGUCGCCAAAUUCAUUGUUGUUGAGAAACUUUCCGGGGCGCUCUGACACGUGUUUGCGCAGUUCAACGGCCGUGGAAGAUGCCAAAUAUACUUGCGCUACCGAUCCCGGCUUUCGGUCUGCUUGGGCCUGCUUUUACUUCGACUUUCAGGACGAAGCGAAACGGACCCUUGAAGGGCUACUACUCUCGCUUCUUUCUCAGCUCUUACUUCGGUCCCAAGACGUGCCCCACGCCAUAAAGUCUCUGUAUGAGAAGCGGAUUCAGGGGCGCCCGUCGGUCUCCGCUCUCUUAGCUUGCCUUGAGGACACAAUGAGGACGUUUCUUCUCGUGCGUUUGCGACUGGAAAUCUUUCGGAAAUGCACCACCCCAGAUGAGAUUACUGCUGUCCUAACAACAUUACCGAAAGACUUGUAUGCCACCUACGACCGCAUCUUGGAUCCGAUACCCGACCACAAGUUGGGUAACGUGUAUACCUUGCUGAUGUGGCUCACACAUUCGUACCGCCCAAUGACGCUACGUGAACUCUGUGAAUGUCUCAUGAUUGACAUCACCUCUGAGGAGCAUCCCCGAUUGAAUCCGGGAAAUCGUCCGUUCAAGCCCGAGUUGGCCUUCUCCGAGUUUUCUAGCCUUAUCACUAUAUCCUCGCCGGCGGGUCCUGAUUCCACAGUACAACUCUGCCACGCGUCCGUGAAGGACUACCUUGUAUCUGGGCACAAUCACAAGAUCGCGCUCGAACCCAAAGAUGCCAAUCGCAAGAUGGCAUUAUUUCUCUGGUAUUCUCAUGACAUGCUUGACGCGGCAACGUCGCAAAAUUAUACAGAAAUUACAGCUUUCUUGCUCGACCGGGGUGCCAAUGUCAAUGCGGGGAAUGUACUUUCAAUCGCGGUAGCGGGUGGUCAUCUUGAUAUCGUGACACUCCUGCUUGACCGGGGUGCCGAUGUCAACACCCGGAAUGCACUUGCAAAAGCGGCAGAGGGUCAUCUUGAUAUCGUGACGCUCCUGCUCGAUCGGGGUGCCGAUGUCAAUGCCGAGGAUGUACUUGCGAUCGCGGCAGUGCGCGGUCAUCUUGAUAUCGUGACACUCCUGCUCGACCGGGGUGCCGAUGUCAAUGCGGGGAAUGCACUUGAAAGUGCAGCAGGGGGCGGUCGUCUUGAUAUCGUGACGCUCCUGCUGGACCGGGUUGCCGAUGUCAAUGCGGGGGAUGCACUUGCAAGAGCGGCAGUGCGCGGUCAUCUUGAUAUCGUGACGCUCCUGCUGGACCGGGUUGCCGAUGUCAAUGCGGGGUAUGCACUUGCAAGAGCGGCAGUGCGCGGUCAUCUUGAUAUCGUGACGCUCCUGCUCGACCGGGUUGCCGAUGUCAAUGCCGAGUAUGCACUUGCGAUCGCGGCAGUGCGCGAGGGCGGUCAUCUUGAUAUCGUGACGCUCCUGCUCGACCAGGGUGCCGAUGUCAACGCGGGGAAUGCACUCGCAACAGCGGCACUGUACGGUCAUCUUGAUAUCGUGACGCUCUUGCUCAACCGGGGUGCCGAUGUCAACGCGGGGAAUGCACUUGCAAAUGCGGCAGGGGGCGGCCGUCUUGAUAUCGUGACACUCCUGCUCGACCGGGGUGCCGAUGUCAAUGCCGAGUAUGCACUUGCAAGCGCGAUAAUGGAAGGUCAUCUCGAUAUCGUCACACUUCUGCUCGACCGGGGUGCAGAGGUCAACUCUUGCGAUAAACAUGCGAAUACUGCUCUUGUGGAGGCAGCUGCUUUCGAUCGUCCCGAAGCUGUCGCACUGUUGGUUGGACACGGUGCC
Molecule: messenger RNA, 1902 nt
Organism: Punctularia strigosozonata HHB-11173 SS5
Lineage: Eukaryota; Fungi; Basidiomycota; Agaricomycetes; Corticiales; Punctulariaceae
Product: ankyrin
Exons: 5
Molecular function (GO): protein binding
Source: RefSeq, a predicted model, not a curated record